Messenger RNA from Argiope bruennichi, 1170 nucleotides. RefSeq lists its product as uncharacterized. Bases 1 to 1170 code for a protein of 389 amino acids. Gene Ontology annotation, molecular function: nucleic acid binding; zinc ion binding. Lineage: Eukaryota; Metazoa; Arthropoda; Arachnida; Araneae; Araneidae. The record is from RefSeq and is a predicted model, not a curated record. The transcript has 2 exons.
AUGGGGCCUCGCCGUAAUGCUCCCUUCAGUGGGCAUCUUUCGUUACCAAAACCUUUCGAUAUCUUUUUUAUUGUAAAGCGUGUUUCAACGGAAAAAGAAACUUUUCACUCUGUAUCACCUUUUUUGGUCGAAAAAUCUCUAACUGGAAACAUUGGAGAGGUGGCAUCCGUUCGAAAGCUCCGAUCGGGUGACCUACUUGUUGAAGUGUCGUCGCGACAGCAAUCCCACAAAAUUCUAAAGCUGAAAUCUUUUGGACCGAUACCUGUUACUAUUACUCCCCAUGGUUCUAUGAAUUCCUCGAGGGGUGUUAUUACCUGCGGGGAAUUGUUUAAUGUUCCUUUGGAGGAGAUUACUGAGAAAUUACAAAAUCAAGGAGUGACGCAUGUCCGCCGCAUUGCUAUCCGGCGAGAUGGACAGUUACAAAAUACUAAACAUCUUAUUUUAACUUUUCAUUCUCCAAAAUUGCGAGAUUCAAUAAAGGCCGGCUAUAUGAAAUUGCCUGUAAGGCCUUAUAUACCUAACCCUUUAAGAUGCUUCAAGUGCCAGCGUUUUGGCCAUUCAAAGACUAACUGCCGAGAACAUACUUCUUUCUCCCGUGAUUGCCCUGCUUGGAAAUUAGAAAAAGAAAUAGUCACAGUGAAGGUCAAAGAGCAGGUAUCAUUCCCUGAAGCUCGACGAAUUGUGAGAGCUAGAACACCUGCAUAUGGAACCAGCUAUGCUUCUGCGGUUAAGGGGCAGCUAAAAACUGUGGGAAUUCAAUACGAUACAAAAGAUUUUAAACAGGGCUCUGGAUCCGAUGUUCCAGUUGCAAUUGUAGAUACCGAAUCCGAUCAUAACCCUGAUUUUGUUCCAAUAUCAACCAAACGCAAUAGAAAGAAACUCAGGUCUACUUCUCAAAAAUCUUUAUUACUUAAGCUUUCAAAGAAAAAUAAAUCUAAAACAGAUGUGAAAAAGUUGCCUUCGUUCACAGUAAAGAAUUCUGUCGCUUUGGGGCUAGCGACUGAGGGCUUAGUUCAGAAGGACCUACCGUCCUUAUUUGGCAUGCCCAAUAGUCCUGAUCAUAUUUCACUCCAUCCGUCAGAAGAGGAGGAGGAUUUUUCUAUGAGUUGCGGUCCUUCGCAUGCUCAAAACAGUGUUUUUAAAGACAAACCUCCCAUUCCACUUUCUUAA